Messenger RNA from Alexandromys fortis (reed vole), 3510 nucleotides. It is a transcript of the gene Mmp17, whose product is annotated as matrix metallopeptidase 17. The coding region runs from base 16 to 1893 and encodes 625 amino acids. Gene Ontology annotation, molecular function: metalloendopeptidase activity; zinc ion binding. The transcript has 10 exons. Gene Ontology annotation, biological process: collagen catabolic process; proteolysis; extracellular matrix organization. Gene Ontology annotation, cellular component: extracellular matrix. The record is from RefSeq and is a predicted model, not a curated record. Lineage: Eukaryota; Metazoa; Chordata; Mammalia; Rodentia; Cricetidae.
UUAGCAUACAUUAGCAUGGCCCUGCCCCGGAGGCGGGCGGGCGGGCGCGCGGCUCAGUCCCGCGGAGCGGAGCGGGCGCGGAGCCGAGUGAGGCGCGGGGAUCCUCGCCACCCCGCCUCGGAGAGCGGGAUGGGACGCCGCCCGCGGGGACCUGGAUCUCCUCGGGGACCUGGCCCUCCAAGCCCCGAGCCCAGGCUGCCGCCGCUGCUGCUUCUGCUCUCGCUGGCGGCCCACGGGGGCUGCGCAGCGCCCGCACCCCGCGCAGAGGACCUCAGUCUCGGGGUGGAAUGGCUGAGCAGGUUCGGAUACCUGCCUCCUGCAGACCCAGCAACAGGACAGCUACAGACCCAGGAGGAACUGUCCAAGGCUAUUACUGCCAUGCAGCAGUUUGGCGGCCUGGAGACCACCGGCAUCCUGGAUGAGGCCACUCUGGCCCUGAUGAAGACCCCUCGCUGCUCCCUUCCGGACCUGCCCCCUGGGGCCCAUGCAAGAAGGAAGCGACAGACUCCGCCACCAACCAAAUGGAGCAAGAGGAACCUUUCUUGGAGGGUCCGGACCUUCCCACGGGACUCACCCCUGGGCCGGGAUACUGUGCGGGCACUCAUGUACUACGCCCUCAAAGUCUGGAGUGACAUCACACCCUUGAACUUCCACGAGGUAGCGGGUAACACUGCUGACAUCCAGAUCGACUUCUCCAAGGCGGACCACAAUGACGGCUACCCCUUUGAUGGCCCCGGGGGCACAGUGGCCCAUGCCUUCUUCCCCGGUGACCACCACACGGCAGGGGAUACCCACUUUGAUGAUGACGAGGCAUGGACCUUCCGUUCCUCAGAUGCCCAUGGGAUGGACCUGUUUGCAGUGGCUGUCCAUGAGUUUGGUCAUGCCAUUGGUCUGAGCCAUGUUGCUGCCCCAGGCUCCAUCAUGCAACCGUAUUACCAGGGCCCCGUCGGUGACCCACUCCGCUACGGGCUUCCCUACGAGGACAGGGUGCGUGUCUGGCAAUUAUAUGGUGUGCGGGAGUCCGUGUCCCCUACUGCACAGCUGGAUACUCCAGAGCCUGAGGAACCACCCCUCCUGCCGGAUCCUCCCAGCAAUCGGUCUAGCACCCCGCCCCAGAAGGACAUGCCUCAUAGGUGCACUGCCCACUUUGAUGCCGUGGCCCAGAUCCGAGGUGAAGCCUUCUUCUUCAAAGGCAAAUACUUCUGGCGGCUGACCCGGGAUCGGCACUUAGUGUCCCUGCAGCCAGCUCAAAUGCAUCGCUUUUGGCGGGGCCUGCCGCUGCACCUGGACAGCGUGGAUGCCGUGUAUGAGCGUACCAGCGAUCACAAGAUUGUCUUUUUCAAAGGAGACAGAUACUGGGUGUUUAAGGACAACAACGUAGAGGAAGGGUACCCGCGACCUGUCUCCGACUUCAGCCUCCCGCCAGGUGGCAUCGAUGCUGUCUUCUCCUGGGCCCACAAUGACAGGACUUAUUUCUUUAAGGACCAGCUGUACUGGCGCUAUGAUGACCACACACGGCGCAUGGACCCUGGCUACCCUGCCCAGGGCCCCCUGUGGAGGGGUGUUCCCAGCAUGCUGGAUGACGCCAUGCGCUGGUCUGAUGGUGCAUCCUAUUUCUUCCGAGGCCAGGAAUACUGGAAGGUGCUGGAUGGCGAGCUGGAGGCAGCGCCUGGGUACCCCCAGUCUACAGCCCGGGACUGGCUGGUGUGUGGCGAGCCGCUGGCAGAUGCGGAGGAAGUCGGGCCUGGACCCCAGGGCCGCAGUGGGGCCCAGGACAGCCUGGCAGUGUGCUCCUGCACUUCAGAUGCACAGAAGUGUUCAUGGCCAUCUCUACUGCUGUUGCCGCCACUGCUGUGGGGCGUGUGGACCUCAGUCUCCGCAAGGGCAUCCUGAGGGCAGUGCCGGCCUUGCGGAUCAAGGAGCCGAGGAGGGCAGGGACAUACCGGCCAGUAGUCAGCAGGACUUGUACUCCAAGCGCCCGGUCCUUCCUUCCUUCCUUCCUUCCACCAAAUCCAGGGGUGCUGUGCCCUCUGCUGGAGUAGCCUCCAACUGGGACAAGAAGUCCCACCAGUGGCAUCCAUGCGCCCUCCCCCCCUGGAGCAGCCAUAGGCGGUGCUCCUUCCUCUUUUGCACACCAUGCUGCUUCGUCGCACCUUACUGGGCUGCUCACGCCUGGCUUUCACAUCCCGGGGAUGCCUUGUCCGCACCUGAGCAGCUCUGGUGUCGGCUGCAGGUGGGCUGAUGGGGACGGGAGGUCCUCACAGUGUCCAUAGGGGCCACGGCCCCGGUUUCAUGAGAGAGUUGAUGGCCCGACGGGGAACGGAGUGGGGGGACAGGGUACCUGCCCAGCGGUCUGAUCCACUGCCAUUUGCAGCAGCUAGAGCCACAUCUGCCACUGCAGAGGACCAGUCACACUCGGGAUCUACAGAUGCUGGCCAGGCGCUUUGCUCCAACCGUCAGGAGCACUCGCCUCGCCUCAUCUUAGGCCAGCUGUUCUCAAGUGGAGGCGACGUCCUGUUAUCUCCCUCUGCGUGGCCAAGAGAGAACUGUGGGUCUCCCUGGGGUGCUGUGGCUUGGGAGUGUGCCUGUAGAGACAUCUCUCAUCUCUCCUGCCCCAUUGCUUCCGCAGGAUGCCCCCAUACGGUUCUGGGCUGAGACCCCGCAGCUUAGACUUGUGGUUGUCCCCUCCCCAGCUGGGGAGGGGCUUCUGCCACCUGGCAUCAAAGUGGGGGUUCAGUUAAGGAAGGGUGGCUUGGUUACCCCAGGCCCUGAGUAGGGGAAUGGUACCUGGCAGGUGGCACACAGGGGGACUGGGAAGGGGCAGCUGCAGGGAUACUCAGCACGGCCAGGUUAGUAGUGUCCUGCAGGGCCGUGACGAUGUCAGCUCCUGGUCCACCCUGGCCUUGGAGGUGGAGGAGCUGUGGAAGAAUUGCUGAUCUGAGAGACAGACCUUCAUGGUCCAGAAAGGGCCUGUAAGCUAGGACCAAGGAGCCAUCAGCUACUGGGAGCUGGUUCUGGAGCGGGAUGGGCCCGAGGGACACACACAUACAGCCCAGGGGUGGAGCCACCCAUGUAGGCAUGGACAUGUGAUGACACACCCCUCUCCGACUGGUCCCAUCUCAGGUAAGAAAGGCUUCUGCACACCCCGGCUCACACUUCAUGUACGCUCAGCACUGGCGCCACUCCCUCCUAGCCCAGGUUCGAGCAUCAUCUGGAGGAGUGAGCAGCCCGCCUGAUCCUACGCCCAUCUGCCAGGCUAGACAGGACAGAGUGUGGGUCUGCGGUGUCAUCGGGGCCACCCCACUCUGCCCUCUAUCACAGCACGCUCCUAUGAUGUCCCGUGUUGUCCACCAGCCUGAGGACACAGCCGUCCAGUACGGUAAUGGGAAGAGUCCUAGGGGCCCUUGUUACAUGGCACUGAAAGUCAGGGCCUGCAGGCUGGAGCUGUCCAGAGGCUGGUGUCUCACUCAUUUUAAAAACCCAAACUCUAAUAAAUUUUUUUCUACACUG